UCCUUCUCUCCUCUCCUCUUUUUGUCUCCUUGACCCAGUCUCGCUCCCUCCCCUUUCCUCUGCAUCUUCCAAUAACUUGCUCGUCCCCCCUCCCCCAUCUGUCGCACGUUCUCACCCCCUCCCAUUUUCUACCUCCUCCCUGUGCCCCUCUCUCACUCUUCCUCUCUCUCAUUUGCUCACAUUCUCUCACUUUCCCUACCAGGCUUCACACACACUGCAGGAUGUCGAUAGUGAUCAUUGUUGCCAGGGAGAUCCUGGACUCCAGGGGGAACCCCACAGUGGAAGUGGACCUGCACACUGACAAAGGUGUCUUCAGGGCAGCUGUGCCUAGCGGAGCGUCUACUGGCAUCUAUGAAGCCCUGGAGCUGAGAGACGGAGACAAAAGCCGCUACAAGGGCAAAGGUGUGCUCAAGGCUGUUGGUCACAUCAAUGACACCAUCGGUCCUGCCCUCAUCCAGUCGGAGGUCAGUGUGGUAGAACAGGAGAAACUUGACAAGAUGAUGAUAGAGAUGGACGGCACUGAGAACAAGUCUCAGUUUGGGGCCAAUGCUAUUCUGGGUGUGUCCUUGGCCAUAUGCAAAGCUGGUGCUGCAGAGAAAGGUGUCCCCCUGUACCGUCACAUUGCUGACCUGGCAGGAAACACAGAGUUAGUGCUUCCAGUUCCUGCCUUUAACGUUAUCAACGGGGGCUCUCACGCAGGCAACAAGCUGGCCAUGCAGGAGUUCAUGGUACUUCCUGUAGGGGCGGAGUCUUUCAGGGACGCUGUGCGUGUGGGGGCGGAGCUGUACCAGACGCUGAGGGAAGUGAUCAAGGAGAAGUAUGGCCAGAACGCCACCAACGUGGGGGACGAGGGGGGGUUCGCCCCAAACAUACUGGAGAACACUGAAGCCCUGGAGCUGAUCAAGACAGCCAUUGAGAAGGCAGGUUUCACAGACAAGGUGGUGAUCGGGAUGGACGUGGCAGCCUCUGAGUUCUACAAAGAGGGCAAGUACGACCUGGACUUCAAGUCUCCCCCCAACGCAGACCGCCACAUCAGCGCCCAAGAGCUCUGCGACAUGUACCAGGGCUUCGUCAAUGACUACCCAGUGGUGUCCAUUGAGGAUCCGUUUGACCAGGAUGACUGGCCGGCCUGGUCCCAGAUGACAGCCUCCGUGGGUAUCCAGGUGGUGGGGGACGACCUGACCGUCACCAACCCCAAGAGGAUAGAGCGCGCCCUGGAGGAGAGGGCCUGCAACUGCCUGCUGCUCAAAGUCAACCAGAUCGGCUCUGUCACCGAAGCCAUCCAGGCGUGUAAGCUGGCUCAGGAGAAUGGCUGGGGGGUGAUGGUGAGUCACCGCUCAGGUGAGACAGAGGAUACCUUCAUUGCUGAUCUGGUGGUGGGCCUCUGCACUGGACAAAUCAAGACUGGAGCUCCCUGUCGAUCAGAGCGGCUGGCCAAAUACAAUCAACUCAUGAGGAUUGAGGAGGAGUUAGGGGAUCAGGCUCGCUUCGCAGGGCACAACUUCCGGAACCCUGCCGCCCUCUAAGACUCCUCUGGGCUGACGGACACUGACACAGAAUCACAGACACACAUCACACCACUGCAGGGCACAGAUGGACUGACAGAUGUCCACAGACAGAUAUACAUAACUUCUUACAAUGAAUCCUUGAUAGGUCAGACAGACGUAUGUUUGUAAGGACGGAGAGACAGACAGACUGAAUAAGACGUUAUUUUCCAUCCCUCUCUUUUCUCCUCCCCUUUACCUCAGUUUUCUCAUCUCAAUUUCCUCAAUUGCCCAACCCUUCCCCUUUCCUCCUGCCCUUCCAUGUUAGGCAACCUUUCAGUUACCACUUCAUUUAAAAGCCUGCCACAUAAUUGUCUGUUACCACCUACAUGUAAAAGCCUGCCACAUAAUUGUCUGUUACCACCUACAUGUAAAAGCCUGCCACAUAAUUGUCUGUUACCACCUACAUGUAAAAGCCUGCCACAUAAUUGUCUGUUACCACCUACAUGUAAAAGCUUACCACAGAAACCCUCCAAUCAAUAAAGACAUGAACACUUAUGAUGUAAACAUCAGC
Molecule: messenger RNA, 2058 nt
Organism: Oncorhynchus kisutch (coho salmon)
Lineage: Eukaryota; Metazoa; Chordata; Actinopteri; Salmoniformes; Salmonidae
Product: gamma-enolase
Exons: 11
Coding region: 222-1526 (434 amino acids)
Biological process (GO): glycolytic process
Cellular component (GO): phosphopyruvate hydratase complex
Molecular function (GO): magnesium ion binding; phosphopyruvate hydratase activity
Source: RefSeq, a predicted model, not a curated record